AUGAAUGUGUUGGGAGUGGUUAAUCAAAAUGUAGAGUUUAUGUAUUGCUUAGCUAGUUGGGAAGGUUCGGCGCAUGAUGGGAAGGUGCUUAGGGAUGCUUUAUUAAGGCCGAAUGGGUUGCGAGUGCCAAAAGGAACUUACUAUCUAUGUGAUCUAGGAUAUAGCAAUUGUGAGGGGUUCCUAACACCAUACCGGGGCCAGAGGAUGCCGAGGAAGAGAAAGCAUACAUUAGGAGAAGGAGAAAGAGAAGGAGAAGGAGAGGGCAGCCAAGUCCCUCAACCUAAGGGGCCAUAUUUCUCAUGGACAGAAAUGUUGGAUGCUAUUCUCAUAGACUGUAUGCAGGAGUUAGUUCAUAAGCACCAAGUUGAGAAUGGCAAUUUCAAGAGUGGAUCCUUUACUGAGCUAGAGAUUAUGAUGAACAAGAAGGCCCCUGGUUGCGGAGUGAAAGCUGAUCCAAACAUCAGAUCAAGGCACAAGAAGCUGAAAAGGGAUUUCAUGGCAGGUCACUUGCUUCGUUCCAAGAGUUGA
This is a messenger RNA of Linum trigynum, 528 nucleotides long. The record is from the annotation of a GenBank genome assembly. NCBI's taxonomy places the organism in Eukaryota, Viridiplantae, Streptophyta, Magnoliopsida, Malpighiales, Linaceae.